UUCAAUUCAAUUCAAUUGGCUUUAUUGGCAUGACGUAACAAUGUAUAUAUUGCCAAAGCAAGCAUCAGAAAAAAAGAUAACAAGAUAAGGAAAGCAAUAUUUACAAUAAAUUAUUAUAUUUAAAAUAAAAUAAAAACUAAUAACAAUAAAAGAAAGCAAUAUCAUUGAAUUACAAUCAACAUAUAAUUUAUACAAUCUAACUGUCCCAGCAAAAAAAGAAGAAAAAAUAAAAUAAAAAAUAAAAACAAAACAACCAACAGCUGUGUGUCACUGCCGGUCUCUCAGUGUGUGACAGGCAGAAACAUAGAGUGCUGCUAAUCUAAUCUACAGCUCUGUGACUCUUUUUUCUCUCUUUGUUUUUAUAUUUUACUUUUAAAAUUCAAUGCAACAAUGCAGUAUUAUCAGGACAGUGACAACAUAUAGCAGCCCACAUACAAAAAACAGCAGCAUUACUGGGGAGAUUAUGGAUUUUAAGAGCUUCAACUGACAAAAAUUGAAGAAAAAAUGCAGAUGAAACAGAUAUGCAAUCUGUAAAAUAAAUGAAUAUCAUAGAGAGAAAAAAUAAAAUAAAAAAUAAAAACAAAACAACCAACAGCUGUGUGUCACUGGCUGUCUCUCAGUGUGUGACAGGCAGAAACAUAGACUGCUGCUAAUCAACAGGCUCUUAUUUUGAAGUCAGCGGUAGUAUUCCGGAAGUGCGUAUCGGACUCGGACGGAAGUAGAGGAACAUUUGUCUUUGUGAUGAUCGACGGACAGAUUUAAAUAUCCAAACAGGUUUCAGUCCGCGGCUCCCUUACCUUCCGACACCAGCGCGCGUUUCAGCGGCUCCUGGAGCUCCGUGUGGCCCGUUAGGAGACUCUCGGCCCGGCUCGGUGCCUGUCGAGCGGCGGGAUGGCCGUUAUCAGCAGCAAGGCUCUCCACGAGCAGCUCUGCAUCAUCAUGGGGGCGCUGACCAAGGCGGCGGUGGCGGAGAUCUGCGAGCUGGUGGACGAAGGUUACGCGGUGCUGCAGCUGGAGAUCUCCCGGAGCCACAAGGAGAACGAGGACCUGAAGAAGAAGCUGCACCUCAUCGAGUCCAUCGUGCUCCGGGGGAGCAGCGGGGGGAAGGAGGCGGCACCGAUGGCGGCGGCAGCGAGAGAAGCGGAGUUCUCCCCGGCCGGGGCGGACGGCGGACAGUACCCGGAAACAGCGCAGCAGCAGCGGGACAACGGCGGAGGAGACACCGCUGGUGCUGCUGGAGCUGCUGGAGGAGGCGGGGAGGGCGUUGUGGAGGUGCCGGAGGAGCUUCCAGACGUGGUUCUGAUUAAAGACGAGGACUCUGACAGUAACGACGUCUUUGAGGACGAUAGCACUACAGCUGCUGAUGGAGGGACGUCUGCAGCCAGAGAGUCCACGACCACCAGCCGUGCGAUGAAGAGACGCUGGCCGGGCGGCGAGGAGCUGGACAGGAAGUCGCCCUCUGUGCCGCUCGCUCUGAACACUGCAGGGACGCAGAAGAACGGCGUGACCAUCUUCACCCUGGACUCUCCUCGCAGCGAGCCCGGCUGCUCCGGGCAGCUAGGCGGCGAGGAGAUGGAGGCCGGUGACUCGGUGUGUUCCUACUCCUCUCAGAUGGAGCCGGACGUCCAGCUGGUCGCUCCCAGCGCCAACAGACAGACGUACUUUGGAGGCGGCGCUCUGGUUGAGUCUCCCUCUAACAGGGCGGAGCUGGAUCUCAGCCUGACGUGGACCAAACAGUCAAAAAGUCACAUGGCUUACACUCAGUUUCACCAAAGCGAAAACGUAGAGGCGGAUGCUUUCGGGCUGAAGCUGGUCAGCGUGUCGGGCUCCACCUCCACAGACUGCCAGCUGUCCGAGAGCAGCAACUCGGCGUUCGAGUACGACGAGGCCGACAUGAUGAGCUACGGCCUCUACAGGGACCCGUCGGGUCGGCCGCCGAUGUGCAACGGGCAGCCGGGCCUCCGGGGGAAACGCUUCGUGUGCGCCAUCUGCUCCAAGACGUACGCCACGUCUCAGAACCUGGACGUUCACAUGCGGAUCCACACAGGCGAGAGGCCCUUCAGCUGCGACCAGUGCGGCAAGAAGUUCACCCAGUCGGCUCACCUGAAGUCUCACCUGAGCGUCCACUCCGGCGAGCGGCCGUACGCCUGCAACAUCUGCUCCCGGAGCUUCAUCGUCAAAUACAGCCUCAAGUUACACAUGAAGAAAUGUCAUCCGGACGUGGCCGAGCCCGAGUGAAUUUACCCGUUUCACUCCAAAAAGUUCUGCUGAGUAAAUAUAUGAAAAAAAGUUUUUAAAGACAUUUUUUUGGCCAUUAUUGAUAGGACAGAGUGAAGGGGAGACAGAGGGGAAGACAUGUGGGAAAGGGCUCCGAGUCGGAUUCGAACCGAUGGUACGCGCUCUACCAGGUGUGCCACCGGGAACACCCCAAAUAUAUUUAAUUUAAAAAAAAAAAGCUUUAUUUACAGUCAGAAUUCAAAUCAAUUCAGUGUUCUCCUCGCAGGCUACAAUAUUGCUCUAGGGAGCAGAGAUGCAGGAUACAAAAUAGCUCGCGAGUGAUUUGAAAGCGCUCAAAAAAACAAUAUGCGCCCGCGGAUGUUUGAUUUGCGAUCGCGCGGGUCUCAUUACGAGUGCACGAUUUUUGUCAGUGUUCUAAUCCCAGAGGAGCCGUCCACUGCUGUUGUUUUGGUCCAUAAAGGUUUUGUGUAGCAGAUGAUCAGGGGGGUAUUCCAGAAAGCAGGUUCAACAACCUCUGAGUCUAUCCCUGAACUCUGAGAUGACUUACCCUGAGAUGGGAAACUCUGGGUAUCCGGUUCCAGAACAGCUGAUCUGAGUUAGUUCAAUCAUCUCUGAGUAUGUCCGCCUCGGGUUACGCGCGUGCACAACCACUAUAAAAAGCCAUCAUCAAUGGAGCCCCGAUUCCACGAGUCACCAUGACAACGGAAAAAAAACAAAGAUCGACCUAUUUCACCGCGGUAGAGUUGGAGAUACUCAUGCAGUCCUACGGCGAGUAUGAGCACAUAUUUCGCCGAAAAAGUAACACGGCUGCAGCAGCGAAGGAGAGAGAGACUGCAUGGGAGAAAAUUGCUGCCCGAGUCAACGCGUAAGUUUGAAUGUAACACUGACGCAACAUUUAACCGUAAGAUCGUAGCAUUGCCUAUAGUUAUGAUCAUAAGUAGGAAUUAAAUCUAAUUUUCAUUUAGGUGCAAUCCAACAGGAGAAAGGAGGACUUGGAGGCAGUUAAAAAUGAAACAUAAAAACAUUAUUCAAAAAGGUAAGACAUAUUUUGCUAGGCUAUGAUUGCACCUCACUUAGAUUUUUAUUUUAUUUUUUUAAAUUGACUUAGGCUAUUAAACAAAGUAAAUAUUAAUUCAGUGGCUACUUCAAAUAGUAAUUUAAACCCCUAACAAAAUGUUGUUUUUCAACGUCCUCUCACUUAAUACUCCACUUAGUAGAUUAACACUUUAUACACAUCGAAACACAUUUAUAUUUUAUAUCUAUUGAAGUUAUUUAAUGUGAGUGCUCGUCCGCGGUGUGUGAGGUUGGUGAUAUAUGGGCGGAGAAGGUUAUUGAGAUAAAUGAUACUGUUUGAUGAAAAGCGGUAGCGUUCGAAAAGAAAAUCCUCUGGAAAUGAUAAAACGUGUAACCUGGGUCGGAAGAUUCUUUCGCGACGUAAAACAUUUCUAAUCAAAACGGCCUCGAUGUCGAUCGGAUUUCUAAGAAAGGGGCAAUCCAUAUCUAACCGCUUUCUUCGUGUGGGAGGAGACAGGUAGAAACUCUGGGGUUUUUAUAGUAAACCUGCAGCGAGCAGGUUAUGUUCACAGAGUACGUCACCGCAGUAACGGACCCAGAGUUUAAGUUACCUCUCUUUCUGGAACGGAUAACCUCAGAGUUUCCCUCAUCUCAGGGUUAACAAGCUCAGAGUUUUCACAUAACCCGCUUUCUGGAAUACCCCUCUGGUAUUUCAGGAUGGCCUCCAACAUGUUGACAGGUCAUCUCUCCACCACCUCCUGCAGUGGCUCCAACCACAGAACCAGCUCUGUAGACCAGAACCAGCUCUGUAGACCAGAACCAGCUCUGUAGACCAGUCUGAUCAUCUCCCCAGCAGACUGCAGCAGAAAACAACACACUACCACCACAGACUGAUAAAACUUCAGUCGUAUUGAGCUCAAAGCUUUAUAAAUUUAAAAUAUUUCCUGCUAAGAAUCAGUAAUGAUAAGUCUUUUAAAUCACUGACAGUAAACUAUUCAGAUGUUUUGAUGAUUGAUUAUUUAUUUAUCUUCCUUUUCUUGACAUUAUAGAAAAACUGAAUAUCUUUGGGGACAAAACAGAACAUUUGGACAAAUUGUUGGAAGUUUUCUAAUGAAUUAUGUAUAAAAAAAAUAAUCUAUAGUGUACAUUUCAUAAAAAAGGUUAACAGUUAAAGA
Molecule: messenger RNA, 4427 nt
Organism: Centropristis striata (black sea bass)
Lineage: Eukaryota; Metazoa; Chordata; Actinopteri; Perciformes; Serranidae
Product: zinc finger and BTB domain-containing protein 34-like
Exons: 3
Coding region: 892-2238 (448 amino acids)
Cellular component (GO): nucleus
Source: RefSeq, a predicted model, not a curated record